ACUAACUUCAUUGUAAUUGAUCUUGAAAUGUUCAUAGAAAAACAUUGAAUUUAUUUAAUUUAAAAUUGAACAUGAAUAUAACCGUCAAAUCAAGUCAAAUCUUUAUCACAUGUCAACAAAAUACAAUCGUUCGAUUUCCACGAAUAUACUUGUCAACGCAAGAACACGUAAUCAAGAAGAAAUGGAAGCCUACUAUUGGUUUAGAAAUUCAUGCACAAAUAGCAACGAAUUCAAAAUUGUUUUCUCCUGCUUCUACAAAAUUUCAAAAACCCGUUAAUUCUUGCGUAUCUUUUUUCGAUUGUGCAACUCCAGGAACAAUGCCGGUGCUUAAUAAAAAAUGUGUCGAAGCAGGUGUUACUACAGCCUUAGCAUUAUCUUGUACACUAAAUGAAAUUUCAAUCUUUGAAAGAAAACAUUACUUUUAUCCAGAUUUACCAGCUGGAUAUCAAAUUACACAAUGCAAACAACCAUUGGCUAGUAAUGGUGAAUUACAUUUCUUAGUAGAAAAUCCAAAAGUAUGUAAAGAACCAUAUGAAAAAGUAUCAAAAAUAAAACAGAUACAAUUAGAACAGGACAGUGGACGAAGUUUUCACGAUGAAUCUGCUGGAAGGAAUCUCAUUGAUUUAAAUCGUGCUGGUGUACCAUUGAUGGAAUUAGUUUUUGAGCCAGAUUUAAAUGAUGAAGAAGAAGCAGCAGCUGCUGUAAAAGAAUUAGUCAAUAUUUUUCGAAUAUUGGGUACUUGUUCAUGUAAAAUGGAAGAAGGAGCAUUCAGAAUCGAUGCAAAUGUUUCCGUAAGUUCGGAUGAUAAUUUAGGAGUUCGUACAGAGUUAAAAAAUAUUGCACAUGUACGUGCUGUUGCUUCUGCCAUAAAAUACGAGAUAAACCGACAGAUCUUACUUCUACAGUAUGGGAAGUCAGUUAUUAAUGAAACUAGAGCAUGGGAUAGCGUAAACAAGAAAACAGUUACGUUACGAGAAAAAGAGGAAAAACAGGAUUAUCGGUUCAUGCCUGAAACAGAUCUUCUUCCUCUGCGAAUAUGUCUUGAGAAUACUAACAAUAAAUAUAACUUAGUAGAUGUUGCUACAUUAAAAAAACAAUUACCUGAACUACCACUUGAAAAACGUAAAAGGUUGAAAGAAAAAUAUGGUCUUAAGGAUCGUUUGAUUUUACAAUUAUGUAAUGAAUUAGAUUAUUUGGAGUUAUUUUUCAAUGUAAUUGAAGGAAACAAAAAUCUUGAUCCAAACAUAGCGGCAAAUUUCAUUAUAAAUACAUUGCAGUUAUUUUUGAAUUCAAAUGAAAUAAAUUUUGAUUAUUGCCAAGAUAAAAUAGAAUAUAUUUCAGAAUUAAUUGAUUUAAUGCAAUCUGAUCAAAUUAAUGUGGCAACAGCAAUAAAAAUAUUAAAAUAUUUAAAUGUUAAAUCAGACAAAAGUCCUAGCCAGCUUGCGAAAGAGAAUAACUGGAUAUUAAUAAAUGAUGAAAAGGAAUUAGAAAUUAUAUGUAAAAAAGUUAUUGAAGAAAAUCCAAAAAUUGCAAAAAAAUAUGCAGUUGGAAAGAAGAAAAAAGAAUUUAGAACAUUGCUAGGGAAAGUAGCCCAAAGUACAAAUGAACGUGCUAACAUGAAAAAAGUAUCGUCAAUUCUGAAUCGUUUAAUAGAAAAAUUCUUCUAAGAAAAAGGUAUGCAUUUAUGAACUUACCUGAUAUGUAUAUAAUAGCACAAAGCAGUUUGCUACGUUAUUUUGUUUGCUCAUUUUAAUUUUAAUAUAUCUUUUUGGUCACACUAUUUUAUAAUGUAUAUAUAUGUAAUAUAUAUAUAUAUAUAAAAGAACUUUCACGAUUGCUUUAAAAAGCUGUUUUUUCUAACAUAUUUACAUAUUAUCAUAUCCAAAAUAUUAUAUAAAAAAUCACGAUAAACUUUUUGCACAUAAUUCUCUAUAAAUUGUAAUGUCACAAGUACAAAAUCAAAUAGGAAAUAAAUAAUUCUGAUAUUACAAAUUGGAGACUAGAAUUAUCAGUCUCCUUUUGCAACUAUAAACGUGUUGCCAGAAUCGUAGUAUAGGUUUAUUCUUAAUAUUUAUAAUCAUUAAAUAAAGUAUAGACAUAUCGCAUAGCAUUCAAUAAGUCUUCGUCAUUAUAUUCAUUUCUUAUGCCUGAGUAUGUGACAUGUCUACUAUUAUAUCCUGGAAGAUAAAAGCAGAUGACAAUCUUUAUCAAAUUAUGAAUAGUUUUCAUAUGAAAAAAAAUGAUUAUAGUAUAUGCUAACAACUUGAACAUUUCAGAUAGAUACAAAUGACUUAUACAUUUUUUUUAUUUUAUAUUAAUAUAUUAAAUAAAACUAUAGAAUUUAAAAGAUAUUUUUUUCAGACAUUUUAAUCCUUGAAAAACUAUUUCACAUUUAAAUUGUUUCUCUAAUUUUAUAAAUACUGAUAAUAAUAAAAAUGAAUAAUAUCAUCUAGUAAUUGAUUACUGCACUAAAAUUAAAAUAUAGCAUCUAUUUUCUUAUUACUCAUCUGUAAUACUAAUAAAAAUACGUCAUAUUAAAAUAUCAAUUAUGUAAACAAUAAUAUAGAAUAUAUUUGAUAAAGAUCAUCCUGCAUAUUGCAAAUUGCAAUUAAAUCAGUUAUUAUACAUAUUGAUUAUAACUAUACAAUAGAGAAUAGUCUGUUUCAUACAUAGAAUUGAAAACUUUGUUGAAUAAAUCAAUUAUUUAAAAAAUUAUCAAGUUAAGAUUUUGAAAGUAUACAAUGAAUAAUAGAACUGAUGUAUAUAAAAAGCAAAUGGAUCUAAUUUAAUUCUUUAUCCAAUUGUUCAGUUAUAAUCUAUUUUUUUUCCAUAGAUCCUACACAUAUAAAUUUGUAUUUAUAUAAGAACUUUUUGUUUUUUUUUUGUUUUUUCUUUUUUUUUUUCAUGUGAACACUUUGAAACUAUAUAAUACAAUAAGCACAUACAUAUCACUAUUAUAUAAUACAGAGAACAUAUCUAUAUACUAAACAGUUACACAAGAGUGUUAUUUUAUAACAAAUUUCAUUAUGAAAUAACUACCUCCAUAUACCUUUUUACAAUUGUUUACAAUAAAAUUGUUAAAAAAAAACACAAUGUCACUUGUACGAUAUUUUUUCUUUUAAUUACUUAUAAAUAUGUAAAGCCGUAUUCAUUAACGAGACAUUUUUCUUAGUACAUCAUAAUUAAAUUUACUGAAUGAAUUAUUUUUGUAAAAUUUUGUAUAAAGGGUUUGCUGCUGUUGAAAAAAUGCCAAGUCUAUGAAUACGGUUUACAAACCUAAUCAGAUGCAAGAUUAAUACCUUUUUUCACGAACGCUACUGCAAAAAUAUGCUCGACCUAUUUGGUAUAUGUAUUAGUAAAUUCGUUAAAAUUAACAGUUUUUUUGAUAAAAUUCCAAAUGCUAAUAUGCAUUAAUGCAAUGCACAUAUAUUACUUUAGAGAAAUAUAAGAUAGCAUAUUAAUUUCAUUCAAAAAAGUGAUAUAUUUGCUGCAUUAUUAUUAGAAAAAAAGCAGCAAAAUAGCAUAAAAAAGUUAUCACUAUGAUAAUUGAAACGUUCGACAAAAAAAUCAUAAUGAUAAAAGAUUUAAAAAUGACAGUCUUUAGAAAAAGGCCACUUGAGUACUGUGAAAAUCAUCUCCUUAAUCCACAGCUUUCUCACUUUGUUCUAUGUAUUUUAUAAAAUGCCAUGGCAAUUGUAACUUAUAGAUUUUUUAAGGACGAAUGUCAGAAAGAUAAUAUAUAAAUAGUAAACUCUACUUUAAUUAUGUGUAUGUGUAUAUGUAUAUGUAUAUUUAUCUGUAUCCCAUAGGGUAGAACGUUUCGCACAAGUUAUUAUAUAUUUACAAAAUGUGCUUAGAAAGAGUCAACAUCAACAGCAUGAUUAAUUAAAAUUGUUGUUAUAAUAAAAGAAUUCUUUUACAUACGGAUUGAAUAAAGCUCAACCUGCUCUUCAUGUAGUAUUGGCACUAUCAUGAUCUAAGAAAUUUAUCUUUGAUAUUGAAAAAAAAAAAAAAA
Polistes canadensis is the source of this 4015-nucleotide messenger RNA. It is a transcript of the gene GatB, whose product is annotated as glutamyl-tRNA(Gln) amidotransferase subunit B, mitochondrial. Gene Ontology annotation, biological process: mitochondrial translation; glutaminyl-tRNAGln biosynthesis via transamidation. Gene Ontology annotation, molecular function: glutaminyl-tRNA synthase (glutamine-hydrolyzing) activity. The transcript has 10 exons. The coding region runs from base 72 to 1667 and encodes 531 amino acids. Lineage: Eukaryota; Metazoa; Arthropoda; Insecta; Hymenoptera; Vespidae. The record is from RefSeq and is a predicted model, not a curated record.